GCGAAAGAAGGGUGUGUGUGCGCUGCGCCCGGGGUGUGAGUGUUGGGUGCGGGGGCAGGAAGAGGAGGGAGAAGGGGUGGGGUGAGCGGAGGCCCUGACACCGGCCCAGGCUCCUCCUGCCUCCCCCGCUCCCCACCCCCACUUACUAAGGCACCCAGCCCGCGGCGCUCUGCUCACUGGCCGCGCGUCCCCGCCACCCGAGCGCCCCCGCCAGCCGAGCCUCCCCGCCGCGCCUCCUGCCACGGUUCCAACAGACCUCACCAAAAUGCCCUCUCAAAUGGAACACGCCAUGGAAACCAUGAUGUUCACAUUUCACAAAUUUGCUGGGGAUAAAGGCUACUUAACAAAGGAGGACCUGAGAGUACUCAUGGAAAAGGAGUUCCCUGGAUUUUUGGAAAAUCAAAAAGACCCUCUGGCUGUGGACAAAAUAAUGAAGGACCUGGACCAGUGCCGAGAUGGCAAAGUGGGCUUCCAGAGCUUCUUUUCACUAAUCGCUGGGCUCACCAUCGCAUGCAAUGACUAUUUUGUAGUACACAUGAAGCAGAGGGGAAAGAAGUAGGCAGCAUUGAGCAAUUACUCCCACCCUGAUAAGAAUUCUCAUAAAGGGUCACUUAAGGAAUCUGCCCCACAGCUACCCCCCCCCCCGUAUAAGGAUUUCCUGAGCAGAUUGGGACCCUUAGAAAAUGUACAAAUAAAAUCCAGCUCCACCUUGAGAAGCAGAGAAAGAAGAGUCAAUUAAAGCCAGAUAAGCUUUUGAUUUUUAUAUUGCUUGCAUCCCCUUGCCCUCAAUAAACAAAUUCCUUUUUUAGUUCUGAA
Molecule: messenger RNA, 816 nt
Organism: Balaenoptera ricei (Rice's whale)
Lineage: Eukaryota; Metazoa; Chordata; Mammalia; Artiodactyla; Balaenopteridae
Gene: S100A10
Product: S100 calcium binding protein A10
Exons: 3
Coding region: 266-559 (97 amino acids)
Cellular component (GO): cytoplasm
Molecular function (GO): transmembrane transporter binding
Source: RefSeq, a predicted model, not a curated record